This is a messenger RNA of Monodelphis domestica (gray short-tailed opossum), 6145 nucleotides long. NCBI's taxonomy places the organism in Eukaryota, Metazoa, Chordata, Mammalia, Didelphimorphia, Didelphidae. The record is from RefSeq and is a predicted model, not a curated record.
GAUCACUUUGUUCAAACCCCUCAUCUAACUCAAGAAUAGACUGAGGCCAGGAGAGGGAAAGUUUGCCCAAGGGCACAUAGUUAAGUCACUGAUGGAAUUAGGCAGAUGAAGCUAUUUGGACUUAUUUCAAUUCAAUUAAGAAGCACUGCAGGUCUUUGGUCAGAGGUACUGGGUGAUGAAAACAGUCACUGGAAAGAAUAAUGGUUCAGUGGUGGCCAGAAUGGGCUGAGGGCCAGGGAACCACAGGAACUACAAAGGGGACAGAUACCAUAGCAAAGUGUUUUGCUACUAGGUCAAAGUGGGUGACUUCACAUUGGGUGGGAUAGUCAAGGGCCCAAGUUUAGAGUUCUAAAAUGUUAGCACAGAAAGGGAACUUAGAGACUUUUAUAAGCUGGGAAAACUGAGGUCCAAGGGGGUAAAAUGACAAGCUAGCCCUAAAAGAGAGUGGGGUACCAAGGGAUUCCUGACAAAACAUGUUGGAAUAGGUUUCCCUAUAAUUUUCAUGUUCCUCUCUCUGGGGGUCCAUAGAUUGAGCCCCCUCCUCCUCCCCUGGGAUCCAUGGUAGAUUUCAGAGGGUCUGUGAAUUUGGAUGGGAAAAAAAAAGCCACAUCAUUAUUUUCACGAACCUCCAAUAGAAAUUUAGCAUUUCAUGCCAUUCUAAAUUUUUUAAAAAUGAUGUUGAAAAGGGGUUUAUACCCUUUCCCAGACCACAUUAAAGUUUAAGAACUGGUCUGCGGCAUUAAGUUUCUCUCAUCAUCUUUUCCUAGUCUCUCUCUUCUUUUUUUUCAUCUCUGUUUCUCUUUUCUGCCUCUGACGGACUUUUCCUACCUUCUUCUCCCUCUUUCCGUCUCUGUCUGUGCCCUCCUGCUUUUUCUAAUUCUUUCUCUUUGUCUCUACUUCUCUGGGUGCUCUUGUUUGUUUCUGUCUCUCUUCCCUCUCUGGGUCUCUGGGAGAAUGGGUUCCUCUCUAUUUUUGUGCCUGUACUCUCUGUCUGUUUCCUAUGUCCCUCCUUUUUGGCCUCUCUCUGUCUCUCCCCUCUUAUGCUCCCCCUCUACUUUUCUGUAAUAUGUGCAGGGCCUCUUCCAUUGCAAUGUUUUGAUAGAUGAGGUAGAGUCUGGGGAGUUUGUCAUGACUCUGUGUGUCUAUGUGGCUGUUUUCAUAGCCAGCAGAUUCUGUUCUACUAGUGCCUGGGGAACAGGCCUCUUUCCAGUUACAUACUUGGGGCUCUGAGCUUCAGCUCUCAACACAUUCAGCCCUUGAAACUCCAAGGCCCAAGGUCGGUUAAAGGUGGGGAGAACCAGGCUUGGCCAGCCCUGCAAAAAUGAGGAAAUCAGCCAAUUUUGUCUUCAAGGCCUCCAGCUUCCUCUGCCUGGGGAAAAUCAUAGAUCCGAGGAAUGUCAAAACUGCAAGAGAUUUUAGAACACAGAACAGAAAAUAUCAGAGCCUGGAGACCUCAGUCUAUGGAAGUUUAGAGCUGAAAGGAACCUCAGAGGUCAUCAAGUGCCAUGCUUCUCAAAGUGUGGUCCAAGGGCCUGGUGGUCCUGAGUCCUGAGUCAAGGGAAUCUCAGAAUCUGAUGCAGAUGGAGGAGAGAAGUAUCUCAAAGACCUUCCAGAGCCAGCUCCAACUGACUGCUUUGCUCAUAGCAUCUGCUGUUGCUAGGGCCAACCAGAGCAGAUCUCACUCUUCUUCCACAACAGCCCAUCACAUGUUUGAAGACAGCUUCCAUCUUCCUCCAAGUCUUUUCUUCUCCAGGCAAACCAUCUCUGGUUCCUUCAACUGAUUCUCACAAGGCAGGAGCUCCAGGACCUUCGCUCUCCCCCCAGGACCCUGGCUGACUGCGACACCUGAAGUCUCUCUCUUGGAUCACCUGAAGAGAAAGACUCCCGACCUUCUUGGCCUGACCCACCAGGGCCCGUGGCCGUGGCUUCUCAGACCCUUUGGGGGUUUUCCCUUCAGCUUUCUGAGGGCCCCUUGGCUGGUGUUGCUCAGCAUCAUGCUGUGCUAUCUCCUCCUGGGUGCUACUCUGAGCCCCAACAAGACACAGGAUGAGGACGCUUUCAUUGUGGGAGUGCUGGGCCCAUGGAAGUGUGACCCCCUCUUCACCAAAGCCCUCCCUCAUAUGGCCGCCCAGCUAGCCAUCCUGCGGGCCAAGAAAGACUCCUUGCUGAAGCUGGGUAGCCAGCUGGACUACAUGAUUCUUGAGGAGGGCUGUAAUACCCCUCAGGCCCUGGCUGCUUUCCUCUCCUAUAGAGGUGCUGUGGCCACCUUCGUGGGGCCCUCCAAUCCUGGCUACUGCCCAGCAGCAGCACUUCUGGGCCAGAACUGGGGCAAGGCCCUUUUCUCCUGGGCAUGUGGAGCCCCAGAGUCAGGGGGCACAUUGGUCCCCAUCUUGCCCUCUACCAUCCAUGUCCUAUUGGCUGUCCUGCGGCACUUUGGCUGGGCUCAUGUGGCCGUCAUCUCCUCCCACCAGGAUGUCUGGGUAGACACAGCCCAACAGGUUACCUCUGCCCUCAGGACGCAUGGCCUGCCUGUGGGGCCUGUAACCUUUCUGGGGCCUGGGGGCCAGGGAGCUCUAGGAGCCCUGAAGCAGCUUCAAGACACAAAUCGAUUGAAGGUAAUAGUGAUGUGCAUGCACUCAGUUCUUGUUGGAGGCUCUGAGCAGGCAGUCCUGCUUGCCCAGGCUCACGCACUUGGCCUGACUGAUGGCAGGUACAUCUUCAUCCCCUACGAUGUACUACUUUAUGGGAUGCCCUAUCGCAACCGGUCCUACCCAGUGCUGAGGGAUGGUGGUGUCCUUCAGGAAGCAUAUGAUGCUGUGCUGACCAUUACUCUGGAGUCUGGCACAACUGACUUUGAUGGAGCCUUCUCAGCUGCAAGGAAGAGUGGAGAAAUCACCACUGACAAAGAGCCUGAGCAAGUGUCUCCACUCUUUGGGACUGUCUAUGAUGCCAUCUUUCUUCUGGCCAAUGCUCUGAAUCGAUCUCGAAAACAAGGGAGUCAACUCUCAGGAAAUCAUCUUCAGAAUCACAUUAUGUCUCUAGAUCUAGCUGGAUUUAGCCAGAGGAUUCAGACAGAUGAGAGGGGAAAUAGAUUGGUCAGCUAUGUGAUCUUGGACACAGAUGGACAGAAGAGCCAACUUAUUCCAACCCAUUUGCUGGAUACAUCCACUCAAUUAGUGCAAUCAUUGGGCAGGCCUAUUCACUUUCCACGAGGAGAACCUCCUCCCACAGAUUCCAGUUGUUGGUUUGAUCCAGAUACUCUAUGCACAGGAGAUGAGUGGUCCUUGGUUCCCCUCCUGGCUGUGGUAUCAGUAUCUACUGUAGUGCUUGGAGCUCUGGGUCUCAUUUACCUCAUCAGAACUCUUCAGUUCCAGCCUGGAGGAGGCCCCAACAAGAUUAUGCUGACCUUGGAAGACCUCACUUUUACCCACCCUCGACUGAGCCGGCGGAAACUCACCCUGGACACCCUCAGCAAUUCCCGGAGCCCCUCAGAUGGCAAGAGCCUCAGUUCGGAGGUCCAAUCUCCAGGGAGGAUCCACCCAGCCACACCAGAGUCUUCCAACAUGGCCUUGUACCAGGGAGACUGGGUUUGGCUGAAGAAGUUCAAGGUUGGAACAUCCCUUGAGCUCCGUCAAAGCUCUGCAAAGCUACUUAAAAAGAUGAGAGAUCUGAAACAUGAGAAUGUGAAUCUCUGCCUGGGCUUCUUUACUGAUCGAGGUGUUUCUGCCAUUGUGUUUGAGCACUGUUGCCGGGGCAGUUUGGAGGAUCUGCUGAAGAACGAGGACCUGCGGCUUGAUUGGACUUUCAAAUCCUCCCUACUGAUGGAUUUGAUUAAAGGUAUCCGGUAUCUCCACCAUCGGGGGUUUCCCCAUGGCUCCCUCAAGUCUCGAAACUGCGUUGUGGAUGGACGCUUCGUGCUGAAGGUCACAGACCAUGGUUAUCUGGCACUCUUGGAGAGGCAGCGAGUUCCUCGUUCCCAGCCCCUGUCAGAAGAGUUGCUGUGGACUGCACCAGAAUUGCUCAGAGGGCCAGAAGGGUCUUGGAGAGGCACCUUUAAGGGUGAUGUCUACAGUUUUGCCAUCAUUUUGCAAGAAGUGCUGGCUCGGGGGCCACCCUACUGCACAUCAGGACUCACUGCAGAAGAAAUCAUCAGGAAGGUGGUGUCUCCUCCUCCCCUCUACCGCCCGAAGUUAUCUCCUAACCAGGGGCCCCCUGAAUGCAUCAGGCUGAUGAAACAGUGCUGGAGCGAGGAUCCAGAAGACAGACCUAGCCUGGACGACAUCUUCAGCCAAUUUAAAAGUAUCAACCAAGGCAAGAAGAGCAGCGUGGUAGACUCAAUGCUGCGGCUGCUAGAGAAAUAUUCUCAUGAUCUGGAGGAUCUAGUCCAGGCAAGGACGGAGGAACUGGAGCAGGAAAAACAGAAGACAGAGAAGCUGCUCUCCCAGAUGCUUCCCCAAUCUGUGGCAGAGGCACUGAAGGCUGGAACCACUGUGGUCCCAGAGUACUUUGACCAGGUAACUAUCUACUUUAGUGAUAUAGUUGGCUUCACGACCAUAUCAGCUCUGAGUGAACCCAUCGAGGUGGUGGACCUGCUCAAUGACCUCUACACACUGUUCGAUGCUGUGCUGAACAGUCACGAUGUGUAUAAGGUGGAGACCAUUGGCGAUGCUUACAUGGUGGCCUCUGGGCUGCCGAGGCGGAAUGGCAACCGGCACGCGGCUGAGAUCGCCAAUCUGGCAUUGGACAUCCUCAGUUCUGUGGGAGACUUCCGCAUGAGGCAUGUGCCUGAGGUGCCCAUCCGCAUCCGGGCCGGCCUGCAUUCAGGGCCCUGUGUGGCAGGUGUGGUGGGUCUCACCAUGCCACGCUACUGCCUCUUCGGGGAUACAGUAAACACUGCUUCCCGGAUGGAGUCCACAGGACUGCCCUACAGGAUCCAUGUUAACCGAAGUACUGUCCAGAUCUUGGUCAGCCUGAAUGAAGGCUACAAAAUUGAUGUCAGAGGCCAAACUGAACUGAAGGGCAAAGGAAUAGAAGAAACCUAUUGGCUGGUGGGGAAAUCAGGCUUCCCCAAAGAACUCCCAAAGCCCAUGGACAUCAAACCAGGAGACGCCUGGCAGGCCAUGGUGAAUCAAGAGAUCAAGUCGUCCUUUGGGAAAGCCAACCGAGGCCAUGGCGGACCCAGGAGCGCCGAAAAGGCAGAACCGGUUUCCUAGAGGAGAAGAUACAGACUGAGAACAUGGCAUAUGGCAUAACCUUGGGGAGCAGCUUUGAUGAACCUGACCUCACCUCCUCCCCAGAUCCCCAGCCCAGAUUCAUUAUCCCACUUACUCCUCCCUGGCUAGGAAGCCAACAGCUCGUUAGCCAGUGCACUGCCUGGAAGCUAAUUGUUGAGAUGUCUUUUUUUUUUUAACUUGCUGAGUCCUCCAAGGGGCUAUCAUCACAAUAUGAACAAUUCCCAGGUCUCUAGGGCUUGCUUUAAAAAGCCUUCUCCCGUAGCAACCCUGAGAAGUAGGGAGUGCAAAAAUUAGUAUUCCUGCUUGGCACAUUAGCAGCCAGAGGCUCAGAGAGAACCCAAGUCCUCAGCACUGACCCCAGAAUUAGCCCUGGGGCUCUGACUCCUACAGAACUCACCAGUAAGCCAAUGCACUGCAGUCCCUACUCUUCUUAACUGCAUCUGUCAGCUUCCUUUUCAGGGACUUCUGGGUAGUGGGGCUAGAGCCAUAGUGCAGUUCAUUUUCUCUCUUGAAGCCUCCUGCCUACACUCACUGGGAUGAACCCAAACAGUUCUUGUUCUCCUUCUUGUUCUUCUCCUUCCCCUCCUUUUCCUUCUUUUCCCUUCCUUCCUUUCUUUUUUCUUUCUUUCUUUUUCUUCCUUCCUUUCUUCCUUUCUUCUUUCUUCCUUUCUUCUUUCUUUCUUCCUUCCUUUCUUUCUCUCUUUCUUUCUUUCUUUCUUUCUUUCUUUCUUUCUUUCUUUCUUUCUUUCUUUCUUUCUUUCUUUCUUUCUUUCUUUCUUUCUCCUUCUUCUCCUUCUCCUUCUCCUUCUCCUUCUCCUUCUCCUUCUCCUUCUCCUCCUCCUCCUCCUCCUCCUCUUCCUUCUCCUUCUCCUUCUCCUUCUCCUUCUCCUUCUCCUUCUCCUUCUCCUUCU